Messenger RNA from Anoplophora glabripennis (Asian longhorned beetle), 645 nucleotides. RefSeq lists its product as uncharacterized. The transcript is spliced from 3 exons. NCBI's taxonomy places the organism in Eukaryota, Metazoa, Arthropoda, Insecta, Coleoptera, Cerambycidae. The coding region runs from base 1 to 645 and encodes 214 amino acids. The record is from RefSeq and is a predicted model, not a curated record.
AUGGAGACCUUAUAUGGAUUUGCACGACCACCAGAAACCCUUGCCUUUGUCUGCCUCACGCCCUCCGUGACGCAGUAUCCUUUCUCGUCGUCCGUGGGCGGUCCAGCCUUCGUCCGUAGGCCUCUUAACAGCCGUACCCUCGUAACCCGGUGCCAGCUGAACCUUUCACCUGCUGAUUCCUCGCGGAGGAGUCAGAACCUCGGUCGCGGCGAGCAACCGACUGGACUGACCGACUGCCGGAGUGCCGGAGAGAGUACAUUUCGACACCACGGCAAAGGUAACCACCGGUUCAGUCAGUCAGUGUGUCGGUGUGUUCAGCACGUAACCUGCUUCGAGAGAACCAGGAUAUGCUCUUGUUGUUGUCGCGGGCUCCAGUACGGGAAUGACCACCAGGAUCUGAAAGCUCGACACUUCCCAUCCCCAACGAUGCCCGAGAACUGCAAAUCAAUCACCUUGCGCGACGCCAACAAUAACACCUACACCGUCCCCGCGAGCGCCGUCCCCGCCGACAGGGGCGGCCGGCCCCCAGGGGCCCCCAAGCAGCGGAACAUCCAAGUCACGGCUAAGGUGCUGUUCGGGUCCGUGCAGGCCAUCAACAGGCUCAAGCAGGAGGAGAAGGCCGCCAGGGAGAAUAAGAGGAUAUAG